Messenger RNA from Tinamus guttatus (white-throated tinamou), 1402 nucleotides. The record is from RefSeq and is a predicted model, not a curated record. NCBI's taxonomy places the organism in Eukaryota, Metazoa, Chordata, Aves, Tinamiformes, Tinamidae.
CCUGGAAAAAACCAUUUACCUUUAUUUCAUGUUGUUUCAAGACCACGAUCUCGCUCAAGGGACAGUGGUGAUGAAAAUGAACCAAUUCAGGAACGAUUCUUCCGGCCUCAUUUCCUGCAGGCUCCUGGAGACCUGACUGUGCAAGAAGGCAAACUCUGCCGAAUGGACUGCAAGGUUAGCGGAUUGCCGACCCCCGACCUGAGCUGGCAGCUGAACGGCCGGCCCAUUCGCCCCGACAGCUCCCACCGGAUGCUGGUGCGCGAGAACGGCGUGCACUCCCUCAUCAUCGAGCCCGUCAGCACCCGCGACGCCGGCAUCUACACGUGCGUCGCCAGCAACCGCGCUGGGGAGAACACGUUCAGCCUGGAGCUCGUCGUGGCAGCUAAGGAAGUGCACAAAGCACCUGUGUUUAUAGAGAAGCUACAAAACACCGGCGUGGCGGAGGGCUACCCCGUGCGACUGGAGUGCCGGAUCUCCGGGGAGCCGUCUCCUCAGAUAUUCUGGAAGAAGGAGAAUGAGUCACUCACAUACAACACUGACCGCGUGAGCAUGCACCAGGAUAACUACGGCUACAUCUGCCUGCUCAUCCAGGGCGCUACGAAAGAGGACGCGGGCUGGUACACCGUGUCGGCUAAGAACGAGGCUGGCAUCGUGUCCUGCACUGCCAGGCUGGAUGUUCACACUCAGUGGCAGCAACCGCCUCAGACCACCAAGCCAAAGAAGGUGCGGCCCUCAGCCAGUCGAUACGCAGCACUUUCUGACCAAGGACUAGACAUCAAAGCAGCUUUCCAGCCCGAAGCAAACCCAGUCCACCUGACGAUGCCGUCUGGCCUGGUAGAAAGCGAUGAUCUGUAGGCCCGAGCUGCCACCUCCAUCUUUCUUUGAAAGCAGAAACACUGAAAGCCAUUGCCUUGACCAAUGAUACUCCUAUGUCACUUUAUGCAAAGGCAGACACCUUCAAGUACAAAAGGUAAACAACAAACACAACAACCAUAUAUUCCUUAUUCAUUAUACCAAAUUAGAAGACUAGAUAGAUAAUUAAUAGAGAUGUACACAUUGCACAACAAAUCACGUUCACCAGUUCCUUAUACCUAAGUUGCUUCAGCUCUUAUGAAUAACCCUCUUCAUAAAGGCCAAACUACUACAGUGAGACAGACUUUUCAGAAGAAAACACUAUUUAUCACUACGUGCCUUCAUAAGCAACAAGCAGAUGCUACACAGUCAUAAUGGUGCAAGAUUAUUUUAUUUGAGGCCAUUAGAUCACAAAUGUAGUUCUAAAAUGGCAAUGCAUUCUGAUAGCUACAAUGAACAAGUGCAAUACUGUAGGAAUCAAACAAGAAGGGACAAGGAAGAGAAAUGUCAGCAAAUGCUCUAUCUCUGCAAACUGCUUUCUAUUCUACAA